Drosophila willistoni is the source of this 762-nucleotide messenger RNA. Its product is annotated as trypsin beta. The record is from RefSeq and is a predicted model, not a curated record. The transcript has a single exon. Bases 1 to 762 code for a protein of 253 amino acids. NCBI's taxonomy places the organism in Eukaryota, Metazoa, Arthropoda, Insecta, Diptera, Drosophilidae. Gene Ontology annotation, molecular function: serine-type endopeptidase activity. Gene Ontology annotation, biological process: proteolysis.
AUGGAAUGGAAUACUGUUCAGGCAUUGGAUAAUCAAGAUAUCGAUACAAGCGAUUUGAAACGAAAUCCACGUGUUGUGGGCGGACAUCGCAGUGAAGUGACAAAUCAUCCGUAUAUGGUGAAUAUCAGGCGUAAAGGGAAUUUCGAAUGUGGCGGCUCGUUGAUAACGCCAUAUUGUGUCCUAACCGCUGCCCAUUGCCUAAAACAAGGAGAUCCUAGUGAUUUUGUGGUACGCGGUGGCGUUAGCUAUCUGAAUGAUAUGCGGAAUCCGCGAUUGGUGCGUCGAAUUCUAUUGCCCAGCACAUACAAUCGAUCAUCUCUGGAUGACGAUGUGGCUUUGCUGCAAUUACAACAGCCUCUAUUAUCACCCAUUGCGAAACCCAUACGUUUGGCCUUGCGAUCACCGCGUCCGGGCACAAUUCUCCGUGUCUCUGGCUGGGGUCUGACCGAUGAGAGGUCAAAAGUACUGCCCAAUCAAUUGCAUACGGUGCAAGUGCGUGUGAUGGCGCAUAGCCAAUGUAGGGAUCUAUAUUAUGGCUAUCGAAAUAUUACAGCUAGCAUGUAUUGUGCCUCUGUGCCGGGCUAUAAGGAUGCAUGUGCGGCCGAUUCUGGCGGCCCGGCAGUUAAUCCCAGUGGCCAAUUGGCUGGCAUUGUUUCAUGGGGCAAGGCCAAUCAGUGUGCUAGAGAGCAAAGUCCGGGUGUCUAUACCGACAUCGUUUAUAUGUACGAUUGGAUUAGGGAUAAUAUGCAAAUAUAUUGCUAG